UGUAUAUCACUUCCCCACCCUCCAUCGUCCACUCCCUAGUUCGGUCAUCUCGUACUUCUCUCUCUCUCUCUCUAAAAGAAAGGUAGCACAGUGACACUAUUCCCGAUCCCCUUACAGCCUUUCCACCAUGGCUGACCCCUACUCAAAUUUCUUCACAGGUCUGUUCAAAUUCAACCCUCUCCACCAUUACCCACCUUCAAACCCUCCUCUACAUGACCCUCCCUACGCUCACAACUUCUUCAUCAACCAAAACGGCAACUUUUUCCACUACCAAAACCCACCCACUUCCCCUCCUCUUAAAGAAGCUCUCCCUCUUUUGAGCUUAAGCCCUUCAAAACAAGAACAAGAACAGGAACAGGAACGAUCAUUAGAUAGAUACUAUUGCACUGCCAUGGAUGUGGAUAAGAUCAGCAAAAAUAAAGAAGAAGAAGAUGACGACGACGAUGAGACUGUGACUGUUGCACUGCACAUAGGGUUGCCAAGCCCUAGUGCUGCUGAGAUGGCAUCUAUGCUCUCUGCUUCUUCCUCGGAUAUCACCGAUAAAGAUCAGGGAGAUGGUGAUGAUUCUGGGCACCAUAUGAACAGGCUCAACAAGGGGCAGUAUUGGAUCCCCACCCCUUCUCAGAUUCUCAUUGGUCCAACACAGUUCUCAUGUCCUGUUUGCUGCAAGACCUUCAACAGAUACAACAACAUGCAGAUGCAUAUGUGGGGGCAUGGUUCUCAGUAUAGAAAAGGGCCCGAAUCUCUGAGGGGAACCCAACCAACGGGGAUGCUUAGGCUUCCUUGUUAUUGUUGUGCACCAGGUUGCAGGAACAACAUUGAUCACCCGAGAGCAAAGCCUCUUAAGGAUUUCAGAACUCUCCAGACGCAUUAUAAGAGGAAGCAUGGAAACAAGCCUUUCAUGUGCAGAAAAUGUGGCAAGGCUUUCGCCGUGAGGGGGGAUUGGAGAACCCAUGAAAAGAACUGUGGAAAGCUUUGGUAUUGCAUCUGUGGAUCCGAUUUCAAGCACAAAAGAUCUCUUAAAGACCAUAUAAAGGCUUUUGGAAGCGGCCAUGCGGCAUAUGGCAUGGAUGGCUUCGAAGAGGAAGAUGAACCUGCAUCCGAAGUAGAGCAAGAUAACGAGUCAAUGCAGUGAUAUUAUAUAAAUGAGCAUCAAUACUAGCUAAUGAUCUAAAGCCUUUGAGGUCAUUUGCAUUAGUACUAUAUAUAUAGCCAUGGCUUUCUACUGAGAACUAUAGUGUAAGCUUCAGUCUACUUGGAGAGCCAAAUUUAGAUUAUUUUUUUCCUGUUUC
This is a messenger RNA of Carya illinoinensis, 1292 nucleotides long. RefSeq names its product zinc finger protein WIP2-like. Gene Ontology annotation, cellular component: nucleus. Gene Ontology annotation, biological process: anatomical structure development; regulation of gene expression. The transcript is spliced from 2 exons. Lineage: Eukaryota; Viridiplantae; Streptophyta; Magnoliopsida; Fagales; Juglandaceae. Gene Ontology annotation, molecular function: DNA-binding transcription factor activity. The coding region runs from base 128 to 1135 and encodes 335 amino acids. The record is from RefSeq and is a predicted model, not a curated record.